Messenger RNA from Cyclopterus lumpus (lumpfish), 1429 nucleotides. It is a transcript of the gene snrnp40, whose product is annotated as small nuclear ribonucleoprotein 40 (U5). The record is from RefSeq and is a predicted model, not a curated record. Gene Ontology annotation, cellular component: catalytic step 2 spliceosome. Gene Ontology annotation, molecular function: RNA binding; protein binding. The transcript is spliced from 10 exons. Bases 144 to 1187 code for a protein of 347 amino acids. NCBI's taxonomy places the organism in Eukaryota, Metazoa, Chordata, Actinopteri, Perciformes, Cyclopteridae.
UCGUAGCCAACGGAAGUAGAUUUAUGCUCUUCGCAUGCACUCCGUUGCUCGACGUCCGUCCAUGAAAGACGUCCAUUCCUUUUUUAAAAUAAAUUCUACCAUUAAAUUCAACGCGUUUCCUGAUUUGUGUUGCCUAAAUCAGGAUGAUUGAACCCAAGAAGAGAGCGGCGGACAUGGCGGUGGUUCCGACCGCCGUGAAGCGGCCCCGGACGGAGCUGGUGGCGGCGGCGCAGUCGCAGCAACUCGUGGCGAUGGGUCCCCCACGGAGCUCGAGCCUGCAGGCUCCAAUUAUGCUGAUGUCUGGCCACGAGGGCGAGGUUUACUGCUGCAAGUUUCACCCCAAUGGAGCCACGCUGGCCUCCUCAGGAUUUGACAGGCUCAUAUUAAUGUGGAAUGUAUACGGGGAUUGUGACAAUUAUGCCACUCUGAAGGGCCACAGUGGAGCAGUGAUGGAGCUCCACUACAACACAGAUGGCAGCAUGCUGUUUUCGGCGAGCACAGACAAGACUAUAGGUGUGUGGGAUAGUGAAACAGGCGAGAGGAUCAAGCGUCUGAAGGGCCACACCUCCUUCGUUAACACCUGCUACCCCGCUCGCCGAGGGCCCCAGCUCGUCUGCACCGGCAGCGAUGACGGGACAGUCAAGCUGUGGGACAUUCGUAAGAAAGGGGCGAUCCACACUUUCCAGAAUACCUACCAGGUGCUAGCCGCAACGUUUAAUGACACCAGUGAUCAGAUCCUGUCGGGAGGCAUCGACAACGACAUCAAGGUGUGGGACCUGAGGCAGAAUAAGCUGAUAUACAAUAUGCACGGCCAUGGGGACUCAGUAACUGGACUCAGUCUGAGCUCUGAGGGGUCAUACCUUCUCUCAAACUCCAUGGACAACACUGUGCGUAUUUGGGAUGUCCGACCGUUUGCACCCAAGGAGAGAUGCGUGAAGAUUUUCCAGGGCAACGUUCACAACUUUGAGAAGAAUCUGCUGAGGUGCUCCUGGUCUACUGACGGCAGUAAGAUAGCUGCCGGCUCAGCCGACAGGUUUGUGUAUAUCUGGGACACCACAUCACGUAGAAUCCUCUACAAGCUGCCGGGCCACGCCGGUUCUGUCAAUGAAGUGGCCUUUCACCCAGAGGAGCCUAUAGUAUUGUCUGGCGCCAGUGACAAAAGGCUCUACAUGGGAGAAAUUCAGUAGAGUGUGUGUCUGUGUGUGUUUGUGUGUGUGUGUGUGUGUGUGUGUCCUACCUUGGAAAUGGAUGGGUGCUGUUCAACAGUGGGUUAGGAGUCUCUAAUUUCAAGAGCUUCAGCUUGUCACAGAACAACCUCAGGAUGUGUGUUUGAAGUUUAUUAUCAGUCACAACCAGCUCCGCCACGACUUAUUAUUUUUUUUAAACAUUUGAUUUGUUUCUUUAUAAUAAACUUGAGUAUUCUUUAAAA